AUGUCUAAUCUUGCACCAUCUGGAACGCUUAUUAAUCUUUGGUGUAUCGUUCGUGAAAAUCGUUCUAUUUUCAAAAUCACUAUCGGAUCGGGUAACGAUCUUGACGACCUUAGAAAAGUUAUCAAGGAGGAGAGGAAGCCACGUUUUAAUGAUUUUGCACCCGACGAACUAGUUCUAUGGAGGGUCAAUGUUGCUUCGAGUAUACUUAGGAAUAAAGAAAAUGCUAUUGAACCCUACUUAAACGAAAAAUUAGAAGAGCCAGCUGAUACGGUUGGAAAUACAUUUCAAAACGUUGUAGGAAAUAAUAUUCGAGUUAUUGUUGAUGUUCCCGUUACUG
This is a messenger RNA of Funneliformis caledonium, 337 nucleotides long. The record is from the annotation of a GenBank genome assembly. NCBI's taxonomy places the organism in Eukaryota, Fungi, Glomeromycota, Glomeromycetes, Glomerales, Glomeraceae.